Molecule: messenger RNA, 801 nt
Organism: Trichoplax adhaerens
Lineage: Eukaryota; Metazoa; Placozoa; Uniplacotomia; Trichoplacea; Trichoplacidae
Exons: 5
Coding region: 1-801 (266 amino acids)
Biological process (GO): ceramide metabolic process
Cellular component (GO): membrane
Molecular function (GO): hydrolase activity, acting on carbon-nitrogen (but not peptide) bonds, in linear amides
Source: RefSeq, a predicted model, not a curated record
AUGCGGCACUUUGCUCGUGGUAGCUCUCGCGUAGAUUGGUGCGAAACCAACUAUGUCCAAUCAUCUUAUAUUGCUGAAUUUUAUAACUGCGCCAGCAAUAUUCUUUUCUUUGUUGUACCGCCAAUUUUAAUGUGUUUAUUUCGACCUUAUACGAAAUGCAUUAAUGGUAAUAUGAACGUUGUACUGGUAUUAAUGAUGUUCGUUGGGCUAAGUUCGGUCUAUUUUCAUGCCACUCUAAGUUUGCUUGGGCAAUUAGUUGAUGAAUUAUCUAUACUGUGGUUAAUGGCUAGCGCCUUUGGCUAUUGGUUACCACAACGGAUAUUGAAACAAAUGCCUGUCAUUAAUGGGAGCAGAGUUAUAUUCCAGAGGGUUGUCUUCACUGUGGCUGGGAUUACCACGAUAUUGUCUUGCAUCAAACCUGAAAUUAAUGCUUUUGUACUUCUAAGCUUUGGAUUACCUUUCGUUGUUAUUGCUGCCAGAGAAGUUCGAAGGUGUAAGUGUCAACGUGUGAAGCAGUUAUGUUGUUCUGGUGUUUUAUGGUGGUGCUUGGCGGUAAUAUGCUGGAUAUCUGACCGUUGCUUUUGUGAUCUAUGGCUGGCACUGAAAUUUCCUUACUUACAUUGUGCUUGGCACCUUCUAAUCGCGGUAUCGUCUUAUAUCGGUUGUGUAAUCUGUGCAUAUAUUUUCGCGGCAAAUGAAACUCCGGAACUAUCGCCCAAAUUAGUUUACUGGCCGGUGGAUAACCAGCUGGGAUUACCUUACGUUCGAAUUAACUCUGGUAAAAGAAAUCAUAAAGCUUAA